Molecule: messenger RNA, 1164 nt
Organism: Vitis riparia (riverbank grape)
Lineage: Eukaryota; Viridiplantae; Streptophyta; Magnoliopsida; Vitales; Vitaceae
Product: E3 ubiquitin-protein ligase AIRP2-like
Exons: 5
Coding region: 204-962 (252 amino acids)
Biological process (GO): protein ubiquitination
Molecular function (GO): ubiquitin protein ligase activity
Source: RefSeq, a predicted model, not a curated record
AAAUUUCAAAACAAAAUGGCAGGCUAGGACUGACUCGCUUGCUCGCUCGCUCUCUCUCUCUCUCUCGCCAUAUAUAUGGUAUGUUUGAGGGAGAAUACAAUCCCACCAGUAAUCCACUGCUAGAGAAGACUGGCAAACCCCAGGGCUUGAGUUUUGAAUUGUGAUUCAAACCCCACCCCCACUAAGAGAAAAGACUCAGUAAUAUGUUGGAUUAUCAGCUAGCAAGGUCUUCUUUCCGAGACUCCCUUAAGGCUCUUGAGGCUGACAUACAGCACGCCAAUUUUCUGGCAGCUUCAAUUCCCAGAACCAAGAAUGGUUCUUGGCUUCAGAUGAAAUUGGCCUACAAUAACUUAACGCCAAUAUUUCUUUUCUUUAUCCAGUGGAUGAAUUGCUCAUGUACAUAUCUGCUUCCCAGUUAUUUAAACCUUGUCCACAUAGUUAUAUACAAGGUGCACCCAGAAAGGCGACUAAAGAUCUCAUCAUAUGGAAGGAAAGCAACAUUAAGGGAAUUCUAUGCUGUGAUAUUACCAUCUCUUCAACAUCUGCAUAGUUAUUCAUCUGAGCUAGAUUAUGCUCAAGAGGAAGAUCAAAGGUUGCAGCCAGUUGUUAGGAAGAGACCAGAGGAGAGGAAGAAGCUUUUGGAUGUUGAUUUGGAGAGAGAGGAUGAAUGUGGGAUCUGCUUAGAGCCUUGCACCAAAAUGGUGUUGCCUAACUGCUGCCAUAUGAUGUGCAUAAGCUGCUUCCAUGACUGGAACACAAAGUCAGAAUCUUGCCCAUUUUGUCGGGUUAGUCUAAAGAGAGUGAAUUCGGGGGACUUAUGGGUUCUCCCCUGCAGAGAUGAUGUUGUUGACAUGGAAACUGUAUCAAAGGAGGACGUGUUGCACUUUUAUCUCUAUAUACACAACCUGCCAAAGGUUAUUCCAGAUGCUCUUUUCUUGAUGUAUUAUGAAUUCUUAAUCUGAUCAAAUGUAGAAGAGAUGAAUGAUGUACAGAGAUUUUCUGCAUGUCACCUAUAAAUGGAGUCCCUACCGAGUUUCAUGCUUAGAUGUAAUCUUGUAAGGUUCAUUGAAUAGUCAGCUCCCUGUUGAUGUUUGUGCAGAAUAAUGCAUAUGCUCAUUGUAAGAGACGUGAUGAUUCUAUGAAAUUUCUCAUUUUCUUCACCAA